UGGCUGGAAGAAUUAAACUGGCAGCUUCACAUUUCCUUGCUCCUUCUUCUGUCCAUGCACAUGAGGGCAAAUUUUCUUGAUAACAUGCUUUUGCGAAAUUCAAGAAAAUUAAGUGUGGGUACCAAAAAAGAGGAUGGUGAGAGUACAGCUCCCACCCCACGUCCAAAGAUUCUGCGUUGUAAGUGCCAUCACCAUUGUCCAGAAGACUCAGUCAACAAUAUUUGCAGUACAGACGGGUACUGUUUCACCAUGAUAGAAGAAGAUGAUUCUGGAAUGCCUGUGGUCACUUCUGGAUGUCUAGGACUAGAAGGCUCAGAUUUUCAGUGUCGGGACACUCCUAUUCCUCAUCAGAGAAGAUCUAUUGAAUGCUGCACAGAACGGAAUGAAUGUAAUAAAGAUCUACACCCUACACUCCCUCCACUGAAAAACAGAGACUUUGUUGAUGGACCUAUACACCACAAGGCCUUACUGAUAUCUGUGACUGUCUGUAGUUUGCUCUUGGUCUUUGUCAUUUUAUUCUGUUACUUCAGGUAUAAAAGACAAGAAACCAGACCUCGGUACAGCAUUGGGUUAGAACAGGAUGAGACUUACAUUCCUCCUGGAGAAUCCUUGAGAGACUUAAUUGAACAGUCUCAAAGCUCAGGAAGUGGAUCAGGCCUCCCUCUGCUGAUAGGGCACUACACAGGGAAAAAGCUCCGUGGCAGACAGUUGGAAAUCAGGUCUCACUCAGAUGGAGAGCUUCUUGAUAACAUUUUGACAUAUGGCAGUGCUAACAGUGUUUUACUUUACUACUUCCUUAGUGAUACAAAUGAAGUUGACAUACCACCCAACACUAGAGUUGGCACCAAACGCUAUAUGCCUCCUGAAGUGUUGGAUGAGAGCUUGAAUCGAAAUCACUUCCAGUCUUAUAUCAUGGCGGACAUGUACAGUUUUGGACUCAUCCUCUGGGAGGUUGCUAGGAGAUGUGUAUCAGGAGGUAUUGUGGAAGAAUACCAGCUUCCCUAUCAUGAUCUAGUGCCCAGUGACCCCUCCUAUGAGGACAUGAGAGAGAUUGUAUGUAUCAAGAAGCUACGUCCUUCAUUCCCCAACCGGUGGAGUAGUGAUGAGUGUCUACGGCAGAUGGGAAAACUCAUGACAGAGUGCUGGGCUCACAACCCCGCGUCACGGCUGACAGCCCUGCGUGUGAAGAAAACACUGGCCAAAAUGUCAGAGUUCCAGGACAUUAAACUCUGA
Messenger RNA from Orycteropus afer afer, 1233 nucleotides. RefSeq names its product bone morphogenetic protein receptor type 1B (gene BMPR1B). The record is from RefSeq and is a predicted model, not a curated record. The transcript has 10 exons. Lineage: Eukaryota; Metazoa; Chordata; Mammalia; Tubulidentata; Orycteropodidae. Gene Ontology annotation, cellular component: signaling receptor complex; plasma membrane. The coding region runs from base 55 to 1233 and encodes 392 amino acids. Gene Ontology annotation, molecular function: ATP binding; transforming growth factor beta receptor activity, type I; SMAD binding. Gene Ontology annotation, biological process: BMP signaling pathway; cellular response to growth factor stimulus; dorsal/ventral pattern formation.